Colletotrichum destructivum is the source of this 234-nucleotide messenger RNA. RefSeq lists its product as uncharacterized. The transcript has a single exon. NCBI's taxonomy places the organism in Eukaryota, Fungi, Ascomycota, Sordariomycetes, Glomerellales, Glomerellaceae. The record is from RefSeq and is a predicted model, not a curated record. The coding region runs from base 1 to 234 and encodes 77 amino acids.
AUGGCGACAGAGGAUGUGACUUGGGCGGCGAGAUAUGGACGAUUGGUGAUCCGGGUGGUGUACUUGACACCUCGAGUGGCCGAUCUGUGGAGUUUGAGGUUGUCUGGUUUUCACUCAUCUCUCCUCCCAUCGCCGAUUCUGUGUUAUCCGCGCUUGUUGGUGGUAACAGUCUGUCACAUCGCUCGGCCCGGGGUCGUAUGCUUCACACUCCGUCAGUGUCACGAAUGGCCGUAG